AUGCCCCCGGCGCUGCUCCUGCGGCUGCUGCUGGCGGUCUCCGCAGCGGCGGCCAGCGAGCCCGGGACGGCGCUGGCCCCUGCCACGGGCGACGCCACCCUGGCCAUCGUCUUCGAUGUCACCGGCUCCAUGUGGGACGACCUGGUGCAGGUGAUGGACGGCGCCUCGCGCAUCCUGGAGCGCAGCCUGAGCCACCGCAGCCGGGCCAUCGCCAACUAUGCGCUGGUGCCCUUCCACGACCCAGAUGUUGGCCCUGUGACCCUCACGGAGGACCCAGCGGUGUUCCAGAGGGAGUUGAGAGAACUCUACGUGCAGGGAGGCGGUGACUGCCCCGAGAUGAGCGUGGGGGCCAUCAAGGCCGCCGUGGAGGUCUCCUACCCCGGCUCCUUCAUCUUCGUCUUCUCAGACGCCCGGGCCAAGGACUAUCACAAAAAGGAUGAGCUUCUGCGGCUCCUGCAGCUGAAACAGUCGCAGGUGGUCUUCGUGCUGACCGGGGACUGCGGUGACCGCACGCAUCCUGGCUACCUGGCCUACGAGGAGAUCGCUGCCACCAGCUCUGGGCAGGUGUUCCACCUGGACAAGCAGCAGGUGACCGAGGUGCUGAAGUGGGUGGAGUCAGCCAUCCAGGCGUCCAAGGUGCACCUGCUGUCCACGGACCACGAGGAACAGGGCGAGCACACGUGGAGGAUCCCCUUCGACCCCAGCCUGAAGGAGGUCACCAUCUCCCUGAGCGGCCCGGGCCCCGAGAUCGAAGUCCGAGACCCGCUGGGGAGGAUCCUGCAGAAGGAUGAGGGCCUCAACGUGCUUCUCAACAUCCCUGACUCGGCCAAGGUGGUGGCCUUUAAGCCGGAGCAUCCUGGGCUCUGGUCCAUCAAGGUCUACAGCAGCGGCCGCCAUUCGGUGAGGAUCACGGGCAUCAGCAACAUCAACUUCCGCGCCGGCUUCUCCACUCAGCCCUCUCUGGACCUCAACCACACCAUCGAGUGGCCCCUGCAAGGGGUGCCCAUCUCCCUGGUGAUCAACUCCACGGGCCUGCAGGCCCCUGGCCGCGUGGACUCGGUGGAGCUCUCACGCAGUUCAGGGCAGCCCCUCCUGACUCUGCCCACGCAGCUGCUCUCCAACGGAUCCGCCCAUCAGCUGUGGGGUGGGCCGCCAUUCCAUGCCCCCGAGGAGCGCUUCUACCUCAAGGUGAAGGGCGAGGACCAUGAGGGGAACCCCCUCCUUCGUGUCUCUGGAGUUGCCUAUCGUGGGGUGGCCCCAGGCGGGCCCCUGGUCAGCAUGCCCCCCAGGAUCCACGGCUACCUGCACCAGCCCCUGCUGGUCUCCUGCUCGGUGCACAGUGCCCUCCCCUUCCGGCUGCAGCUGCGGCGGCAUGGAGCCAGGCUGGGCGAGGAGCGGCACUUGCAGGAGUCGGGGAACAGCAGCUGGGAGAUCCCGCGGGCCUCCAAGGCCGAGGAAGGCACAUACGAGUGCACAGCGGUCAGCGGGGCUGGGACCGGACGGGCGCAGGCCGAGGUCAUCGUCACAGACCCUCCGCCACAGCUGGUCCCGGCGCCCAACGUGACCGUGUCCCCAGGGGAGACGGCCGUCCUGUCCUGCCGGGUCCUGGGCGAGGCCCCCCACAACCUGACGUGGGUGCGGGACUGGCGGGUCCUGCCGGCCUCCACGGGCAGAGUCAGGCAGCUGGACGACCUGUCCCUGGAGGUCAGCACCGUCAUCCCCAGCGACGGCGGGCGGUACCAGUGCAUAGCCAGCAAUGCCAACGGGGUCACGAGGGCAUCCGCCUGGCUCCUGGUGCGAGAGAAAGGAGUCUGA
This is a messenger RNA of Myotis lucifugus (little brown bat), 1815 nucleotides long. It is a transcript of the gene HMCN2, whose product is annotated as hemicentin 2. NCBI's taxonomy places the organism in Eukaryota, Metazoa, Chordata, Mammalia, Chiroptera, Vespertilionidae. The transcript is spliced from 12 exons. Bases 1 to 1815 code for a protein of 604 amino acids. The record is from RefSeq and is a predicted model, not a curated record.